GAAGGUCAUCCAUAAUGUUAGUGUUGUAUUUUUUUGCUAUUGUAGCCGUUCUUUUAAUUUAUUACUUCAGACACAAAAACAAUUAUUGGAAGAACAAAGGCCUUCCAGGACCGAAGCCAAUUUUAUUGUUUGGUAAUUACAAAAACGCGGCUCUCAGAAGAGAAAACUCGGCGGAAACCCUACGAAAUAUUUAUAAUGAGUUCCGGAAUGUUCCUCUAAUUGGAAUGUAUAGGAUGACAUCACCGUGCAUCCUAGUCACCGAUUUGGACGUUAUAAAAAACAUCAUGAUUAAAGACUUCGAUAAGUUCCAAGACCGCGGAGUGGAAUUCAGCAAGGAAGGUUUGGGAGCUAAUCUCUUCCACGCAGAUGGAGAAACGUGGAGGGUACUGAGGAACAGAUUCACGCCAAUGUUCACGACGAGCAAACUCAAGAACAUGGUGUACCUGAUUGAGCAGAAGAGUGACAUAAUAAUGAGAUAUCUAGACGAUAUUACAACAGGUACCGAAGAACAGGACAUAACAAAAAUAAUACGAAGAUACACGUGCUCGACCAUAGCGUCGUGUGCGUUCGGUCUCGAGUUUGACACAAUCAGUGAAUCUCUUAUGGCCGUGCUCUUAAAAAUAGAUAAGCUCACUCUAACCUGCAAUCCGUUUCACGAAAUAGACAUGAUGUUUCCAGGAGUUUUGAAGAAAACUAAUAUCUCUCUAUUCCCUAGGGACGUCUCAAGUUUCUUCGACAGAAUGGUAUCUAAUGUCAUCAAUGAAAGAGAUGGAAAACCAUCUACUAGAAAUGAUUUUAUGGAUAUCAUACUGGAGAUGAGGGAACAAAAAGAUAUAACAUACAGACAAAACAAUAAAGGGAAUGGUGAAGAUGACCUCAAACUGACAUUAACAGAUGGAGUCAUAGCUGCACAAGCUUUUGUAAUUUACAUAGCUGGUUACGAAACCAGUGCAACUAUACUAACAUAUCUAGUAUAUGAACUCGCUAUGAAUCCAAAAAUACAAAACAAGUUACUAGAAGAAAUCGAUGAAGUGAUGAACAGGAAUAAGGACGAAAUCACUUACGACAGCGUCUGCAAUAAUCCUUACAUGGAGAAAGUGUUUAACGAAGUAUAUAGGAAGUAUCCUUUAGUUCCAAUUUUCAGAAAAUCUAACUGUGAUUAUAAGGUACCAGGUAUGGAUUUUACAAUAGAAAAGGAUACAGUAAUAAUGAUACCGACUCUAGGAAUUCAUUACGAUGAGAAAUACUAUCCUGAUCCAAAAAAGUUUGAUCCGGAAAGAUUUUCCCCGGAAAAUGAGCAAAACAGACACAGCUGUGCUUACCUGCCUUACGGAGUGGGCCCUCGAAAUUGCAUAGGUAUACGAUUUGGCAAACUGCAAACCAGGGUUUUUGCUAUGAAAUUCUUCAGGAAAUAUCGCGUGGAACCAUCCCCGAAGACGGGAAAUCUGGAAUUCGACCCUAAUAGGUUACUCGUCAGUCCACUGGGUGGAAUUUAUGUUAAUAUCGUUCCGAGAAAUGUAAAAGCUCAAUGAUUUUGU
This is a messenger RNA of Aricia agestis (brown argus), 1538 nucleotides long. Its product is annotated as cytochrome P450 6B6-like. Bases 15 to 1532 code for a protein of 505 amino acids. The transcript is spliced from 2 exons. Lineage: Eukaryota; Metazoa; Arthropoda; Insecta; Lepidoptera; Lycaenidae. The record is from RefSeq and is a predicted model, not a curated record. Gene Ontology annotation, molecular function: heme binding; monooxygenase activity; oxidoreductase activity, acting on paired donors, with incorporation or reduction of molecular oxygen.